AUGGCACUGAAAUCACGCCACGACGCGGGAACCUCCUAUUACCGCUAUGACCCUUCGUUGGUUGUCGCAAUCGUUGCCGCUGUCCUCUACGGUAUUGCAUUUAUUCUCACAUUCAUACAAUGGAUAAGAUACAAAUCAUGGGUCUGGGUGGUGAUGGUAAUAGCAUCAGCAAUGGAGGCAAUUGGUUACAUUGGGAGAUGCAUUUCCUCACAACAUGUGACUGAGAAGCCUAUCUACGUUCUCCAGUUUUGUCUUAUUAUCCUAGCUCCGGUCUUGAUGGCCGCAUGUUGCUAUGUCAUAUUCAGUCGCAUCCUUUUCCUCGUUGUCCCUCAGGAAUCUCGCACAUUCCGCCUUUGCUGGGUACCACCUCAGUUUAUCACUCCUAUUUUCGUUGGAUUUGAUAUUGUGGCUCUUCUUCUCCAGCUGAGUGGAGCUGUCAUGAUCUCUUCCGUCAGUGAAGGCGAGGUAAAUGGAGCCGAAAAACUAAGUAAGGGCAAAGAGAUCGCCCAGGCUGGCGUCAUUAUUCAGCUUGCGGCUUUUGGGCUCUUUUCAGUCGCAGCUGUGCGCUUCAACUUUACGUCCAAGGCAUUCUCAAAACAACUUGACCAGCGAUAUGAAAGCGUUGGCGAGAAGGAAUACUCUAUUGGUGGAAUUGUCAAAAGGAAACAUUGGCCUGCCCUGCUGCGAGUUGUGAACUUCGCCACUCUUCUUAUCUUGGUUCGCUCCAUCUACCGUCUUGUGGAGUUCUCAGAAGGGACAUCCGGGUAUAUCAAUACGCACGAAUGGACGAUGUAUGUCUUUGAUACACUGGUCAUCUACCCUUGUGUUGCCCUGUUCAUUUACUGGCACCCUGGGAGAUAUUUGCCUUAUCUCGGAUUUCGUCUACCCAAGGACUCCCUUUGA
Messenger RNA from Penicillium malachiteum, 903 nucleotides. RefSeq names its product RTA1 domain-containing protein. The transcript is spliced from 3 exons. Gene Ontology annotation, cellular component: membrane. Bases 1 to 903 code for a protein of 300 amino acids. The record is from RefSeq and is a predicted model, not a curated record. Lineage: Eukaryota; Fungi; Ascomycota; Eurotiomycetes; Eurotiales; Aspergillaceae.